UUAGAAGGGUGAGGGACGCAGAGCGAGCGACACACACAACGUGUCUUCGAAUCGAAGGAUAGAGAGGUGGCGCGUUAAAGGCAGGAGAUGCGCGUGUAGAACACUUCCAUCGAACCCGUGGCUCACACAGCUCCCGGAGUCAGACCCGUCAGGAAAACACCAAGCCGAAACAGGUGUUAGUGACAACUUUGCCUUUGUUUGCGACCUUUAUCACUUAAAGGUGCUGUGGCUUUAGGCAUGGCACCCAACGUAGAGAGGAUUCUCCAGUGCAUCGACCGAGGGGACCAGGAGAGUGUCCAGACGCAGCUGGCCAGCUACAACACUGUGUACGCAGAGUGCUUCUUCUUCAACGUGGAGGAGUGGGAGAAGCGAAAGCAACAAGAACUGGACGAGUUCAGGAAGAACAAAGUGCGAGAUUAUGUCCCCGAGUCCGACUCUGACUUCGACUCAGGCUCUGAUGAGGCAGACCCUGAUCUCCUGCUACGACAGAGGCUGGCGGCGGCCCUGCUGUGCUUCAUCGGCAAGCAGCCGCUGCGGCCGGGGGUGCUGUCGGCGUGCCUGCGCACCCUGCGCAUCCUGUCCCGGGACCGGCAGGCCCUGGGGCCCCUGGUCACCGACGGGGCCCUGCUCACGCUGGCCGGCCACGGCGGCAUCUGCAGCGCCCCCCCCGUCCACGAGGAGGAGGAGGAGGAGGAGGAGGAGGAGGAAGAGCAGGCCAUCGUCUAUGCAGUAGAGGACGAUGAGGUGGUCUACCACGACGCCAGCGGCUGCCUGGCGCCCGCGGAGGCGGCGGCGGCGGCGGGCGACGGUGAGGCCUGGGGGCCCGACGGCUGGGGCAGCUGGGAGACCACCAGCGAGGAGGAGGGCGGCGGCCCGGCCUGCUGCAGCGUGGACGUGGUGGUGGAGGCCGGGAGCCCCACACCCGAAGGGUCCCCGCCCGCCACGCCUCCGUCGGACCCCCGCCGGAGCCCGAGGAGCCCGAGGACCAGGGGGGCCGGCGGCGCGGGCGGCCUCCUCCUGGCCCGGGGCAAGAAGGACGCCAGGGAGGACCGGAGCGAGGGCGGGGACCCCCCCGAGGACGGGGAGGUGUGCCGGAAGGAGGCCAUGAAGACCCUGUGCAACGUCAUCUACAACAGCCCCGAGGCGCAGGACAGGGCGAGCGCGCUCAGGCUUCUCCCAAGGCUGUCCCAGAGGCUGAAGCUGGAGAUCCACACCGGGGAGCCCACGAUUGUGCAGUUCUAUGAGCUGAGACUGCUCUUUCUGUUGACGGCCCUGAGGCCUGAGCUCAGGAAACAACUGCAGCAGGAGCAGGGCGUGGCUACGCUAACGGCGGGCCUGAAGCAGUGUCUGGCCGUCCGGCGGGGUGAAGACCACGAAGAAGAGCUGGGUGAGCCCGGCCGGACGCCCCCCCCGGUCCCCAGGGAGGCCUCGGAGCGCGCCAUCGAGAUCCUGAAGACCCUCUUCAACAUCACCUACUCCUCCCGCCGCCAGCAGCCCGACGAGGAGGAUGCUGCUCUCUAUCGUCACCUGGCGGACAUUCUCCGGCUGUGCCUCCUGCAGUCCUACGAGGACGAAGACCAUUCAGAGGAGGUCCAAGGGCACACGGUGAACGUGCUGUCGGCCCUGCCCCUGCAGUGCCUGGACGUCCUGCUGUCGGGGGCCCCGGGCGAAGAGGGGGGGGUCAACAUGGACUGUGUCCAAGCGCUGCUGCUCUUCAUGGAGAAACGCAUCGAGCGGGGCCAGAAGCUGAAGGAGAAGCUCACGCCGGUGCUGAACCUUCUGACGGAGAGCUGCCGCGGGCACAGAGAGACCAGACACUACCUCCGUCACCAGAUCCUGCCCCCGCUGCGCGACGUGGCCCUCCGACCCGAGCAGGGCCCCACCCUGAGGGGCCGGUUGGUGCGGCUCAUGACCCACAUGGACACGGAGGUGAAGCACUGCGCCGCAGAGCUGCUGUUCGUCCUCUGCAAGGAGAACGUGAACCGCUUCGUGAAGUACACGGGGUACGGCAACGCGGCCGGGCUGCUGGCGGCGCGCGGGCUGCUGGGGGGCCGGCCGGGGGCGGACCCGGGGGGGCCGCAGUACUCCAGCGACUCGGACUCGGACACGGAGGAGUACCGCGCGGCCAAGAGCCGCAUCAACCCGGUGACGGGCCGCGUGGAGGCGGAGCAGCCCGACCCCAUGCGGGGCAUGACGGAGGCGGAGAAGGAGCGCGAGGCGCGCCACCUCAUCGGCCUCUUCAACCGCCUCUCCCGGGAACAGAUCAUUCAGCCAAUGGGAAUGAUGACGGAUGGGAGACUAGCACCCAUGUGUGGUCAGAUCAGGAGCGGCACCGUGGAGGAAGAGGAGGAGGAAGAGGAAGAGGAAGGGGAGGACGAAGAGUACAUAGAUCAGUAGCAUUAGAGAGGAAGAGAAAGACUGUUGGGGAAGUUAAAUCUGGUUGCAAACUAUGUCAAAAUAAAUUCCCGAAAACAGACAGACAAAGAGACAGACAGCAAGAAAGACAUUCAGAAACCAAUGACAGAAAGAGAGAGAAAUACAGCAGACGUGACGAUUUGAACAAAGGAAGACAGAUAUAUAUACAGCCUGACAGACAGACAGACGGACGGACUUGGCAGACUCAUUUUAUUUUUGAUAGUCCUUUUUCAUGUGCUUAUAGACGGCAUGCACCCCCACACACAGACACACUCACAGACACACAGACACACAGACACACACACACACACACACAC
This is a messenger RNA of Gadus morhua (Atlantic cod), 2732 nucleotides long. RefSeq names its product synembryn-A. Gene Ontology annotation, cellular component: cytoplasm; plasma membrane. The record is from RefSeq and is a predicted model, not a curated record. Lineage: Eukaryota; Metazoa; Chordata; Actinopteri; Gadiformes; Gadidae. Gene Ontology annotation, molecular function: G-protein alpha-subunit binding; guanyl-nucleotide exchange factor activity. Bases 238 to 2397 code for a protein of 719 amino acids. Gene Ontology annotation, biological process: G protein-coupled receptor signaling pathway. The transcript has 14 exons.